AGCAGAUCUGAUUGCUUCAUUUUUGCUUCAUUUUUCUAUCUUUCAAGCUGUGAUAGGAGAGAACAAAAAUGGCUUACGCUGCUCUUCUUUCUCUUACUCACAUUCUACAGCGCACCUUGAAAUAUGAUUGUUCAUAUCUUCUUCCUGGUGAGAAACAACAAAUCGAUUCAGUCCUCAAAAAAGUUGUUUUCUUGCAAGAUUUUCUUGAUAAGUUUCCACAAGAGAACAUCGAUUUAAUAGAAGGUUUGGAGAGAAAGAUCAGCGAUGCAGCAUGUCAAACUGAAGAUAUCAUUGAAUCCUGCAUUGCAGAUCGAGUUCUUGAAAAAUCUGCAGGUCAUAGUGGUGACAUCUUUACAACUUCAUUCCAUGAAAUAGCAAAACUAAUUGAAGAAGUUGAUUCCAUAAAGAUAAGGGCAGGGAAGAUCGAGGAUAAGAGUGGCAUACAGGAAGAUUUGGAGUGCAACACCUCAUCGCUUGUUGGUUCAUUAAGACCAGUUUCUUCAGGCCAGAGCACUAUGGUUGGUCUUGAUGAUGCCAUGGUGGAGAUCAAGGACCAUCUAGUCAGCAAUUCAUCACAACUUGAAGUUGUGUCAAUUGUCGGCAUGGGUGGCAUCGGUAAGACUACACUCGCUCACAACGUUUACAUUGAUAAAUAUAUUGAGUAUCACUUUCACAUUUGUGCUUGGUUCACUGUCUCUCAAAAAUAUAAUGUGCGAGAAAUCCUACUAGGCCUCUUAGAUUCCAUGAAAAUACAAAUUGACGGGAGGAGUGAAAAGGACGUUGAUCAAUUAGGAGAACUUCUGUACAAGAAGCUAAAGGGUAGGCGGUAUCUUUUUGUAAUGGAUGACAUGUGGGAUAUCGAGGCUUGGGACAGUGUGAAGAGAUAUUUUCCAGAAGACAAAACUGGAAGUCGGAUCCUUUUGACUACUAGGCUCGAGAAUGUGGCUAAUUAUAUCAACUCUGGUUCUCGUCUUCAUCAUGUGCGUUUUCUGAACGACGAAGAAAGUUGGAAGUUAUUUUGUCAGAAGGUGUUUGGAGAAGGUUUUUGCCCUCUUGAAUUGGAAGAAAUCGGCAAGAAGAUUGCCCAAAAUUGUCGAGGACUUCCACUUGCAGUUGCUGUGAUUGGGGGCCUCCUAUCAAAGGCCACUAAAACACCACAUUACUGGAGUCGCAUUGUAGAAAAUUUAAGUUCAGAGAUAACUUCAAGUGAUGAUCAAUGCUCUAAGAUUCUUUCUUUAAGUUAUAAACGUUUGCCUUAUCAUUUGAAAGGGUGUUUCCUAUAUAUGGGAGUUUUUCCAGAAGAUUUUGAAAUCAAAGUCAAGGUACUUACCAAGUUGUGGGUUGCAGAGGGAAUUCUCAAACCAGCAUGCUCUAAAAUGUUGGAAGACGUAGGAGAGGAGUACUUUUUGGAUCUUGUUCAAAGAAGUCUUAUUUUGGUUAAAAAGAAAGGGUCCAGUGGAAAAAUUAAAACAUGUAGAAUUCAUGAUCUGUUACGGGACAUUUGUGUCAGAGAAGCUCAAAAUGAGAAGUUUUUCCAUGUCAUUGACAGGAGUGUUUAUGAUAUUCAAGGAAACACUAGUAUGCGCCGUGUAAGUAUUCAUGAUAAGAAGACUUCUCUAUCAUCUUUUCAUUUUUACAAUGCAGCUAAAGGGACUCUACAGGGUGAUGACAAAACACUAUCUUCUUUACCGAUCAAAAAAAAAACACAAUCUUCUUUAGUGAUGUUUUCUCACUCUUCAUAUACAGAUUAUUCUUUCGAUUCCUCACCUAGGUCACUUAAAGUACUGCACAUGGAGGGAUUUGAUGUAUUGAGGUAUGGAAUUGGAGAAUUGGUUAACAUGCGAUACUUCUAUUACAGCUUUAGUGACCGAUAUGCAUUAAAAAAUAAACUUCGGAAUCUACAAACAAUAGUUUUACCGACUCAUUGGGGGUACAAAAUGAAAAACCCACUAGAAAUAUGGAAGAUGCCACAAUUAAGACAUGUCAAGUUGGAAGACGUUGUACAUCUUUCUGAUCCUCUUAGUUCAGAAAAUAAGGGGGAAGAAAAUUCUAUUGUUGUUCUAGAAAACCUACAAACACUCUCGAGGAUACAUAAUUUUAGCUGGACGGAGGAGGUCCUAGAUAGAAUUCCAAAUCUACGGCAAUUGGGUAUCUCUUAUGAUUAUUUGACGGAGGCUGGUUGGAAAGAAUACCAUAUCAAUAAUCUUGUCCAUCUAACUAAACUUCAAUCAUUAAACUGUUCUAUUGAAUAUACGCUCCCCAAUUUCUUAGACAAUAUCACUUUUCCGACAUCACUCAGAAAGUUGACUUUAAAAGGCACCGAACUUCAUCCUUCCAAAUUGCUGAUUCUUGGUUCGAUGCCAAAUCUUGAAGUGCUGAAAUUGAAAUGGAAUACCUUCCUUUGUCCGGAGUGGGAACCAAGUGAAGGAGAGUUUCUUAAAUUGAAAUUUCUACUAUUACACGACGUUGAACUGAAGUACUGGAUAGCUGAUAGUAUCCACUUUCCGAGUCUCGAGCACCUAAAAAUUUUUGAUUGCGGACUGCUGGAUGAGAUCCCUAGUGGUUUUGGAGAAAUUUCAACUCUUCAAUCCAUCGAGUUGUAUGUCUGUUGUGAUUCAAUUGUAGAAUCAGCAAAGAAAAUAGAAGAGGCACAAUUGGAUUGGGGGAACGAUGCGUUCAAGUUAAUAUAUUGAGAAGUACUAAAUGUGAUGAGUUUCAAAGUUGUCUAUUCCAAUAAUUUAUUGUCUGCAGUUCAAGAUAUGAGAGCUCAGUUUACCAACUUCAAUGCAGAUGCUGUGCAUUAAGCGUGCAAUUAAGUUUCUCGAAAGUUUGUACUGUACAACCAUGAUUUCAUUUAAUGUCCUUGUUUGUCUACGUUGUUUCUUUUGCUUUCCACUCUCUUUAUUUGUCGUUUUCACAUGAAUUUAUUAAUUGAAAAAAUCAUGAUUCAUGUAUCA
This is a messenger RNA of Olea europaea var. sylvestris, 2957 nucleotides long. Its product is annotated as putative late blight resistance protein homolog R1A-10. Gene Ontology annotation, biological process: defense response to other organism. Lineage: Eukaryota; Viridiplantae; Streptophyta; Magnoliopsida; Lamiales; Oleaceae. Gene Ontology annotation, molecular function: ADP binding. The coding region runs from base 69 to 2693 and encodes 874 amino acids. The record is from RefSeq and is a predicted model, not a curated record. The transcript is spliced from 2 exons.